AUGAAGGUUGCAACUGGUGCUGCAGGCAGGUCACGCAUCCACCUCACCUACUACGGCUUAGCCGCGGCAGACGAGCAAACUGCAAGGCUGUACACCCACUUCCGAGUGGUUAUGGCUGGCUCAAGUCUUGCUAUCAACCGUAUAAAAAAGGAGCUUUUGGAGUUGCAAAAAUCUACUGAUAAUGCUGAUAAUCCCAUUGAAAUCUAUGCAGAAGCCGAUAACAUAAUGAAACUGCGUGGUGUUAUAGUCGGUCCGCCGGAUACGCCCUAUGCUGGGGCAAAGUUUAUGUUGGAAAUAAUAAUACCAGAAACCUACCCUUUCCUGCCUCCAAAAGUCAAGUUUCUAACGAAGAUCUGGCAUCCGAACAUUAGUAGCGCUACCGGUGUCAUUUGUCUGGACAUACUGAAGGACCAAUGGGCGGCUGCAAUGUCAUUGCGUACGAUGUUGUUGUCGAUCCAGGCGUUGCUUGCCAGUCCUGAGCCGGAUGAUCCACAGGACGCCGUUGUAGCUAAACAGUUCAAAUCAAAUCGAAACGCCUUCAACAUAACUGCUAAACAUUGGGCCUCCAUCUAUGCGAAUGGGCCUUCUAGGCAACCCGACUGCGAAGCUAAGGUGGAAAAGCUUAUGCAAAUGGGGUUUUCUGAGAGCGAUUCCAGGGCGGCACUAUCGUCGAAGGACUGGGAUAUCCCAAUGGCUGCGGAGUUUCUUAUCAAAUAG
Messenger RNA from Echinococcus granulosus, 717 nucleotides. RefSeq names its product Ubiquitin-conjugating enzyme. Bases 1 to 717 code for a protein of 238 amino acids. The transcript is spliced from 6 exons. Gene Ontology annotation, molecular function: protein binding. NCBI's taxonomy places the organism in Eukaryota, Metazoa, Platyhelminthes, Cestoda, Cyclophyllidea, Taeniidae. The record is from RefSeq and is a predicted model, not a curated record.